This is a messenger RNA of Physella acuta, 4913 nucleotides long. RefSeq lists its product as uncharacterized. The record is from RefSeq and is a predicted model, not a curated record. Gene Ontology annotation, cellular component: extracellular region. Lineage: Eukaryota; Metazoa; Mollusca; Gastropoda; Physidae. Gene Ontology annotation, molecular function: chitin binding.
UAGCAGGAGGAAACAUCAACUCUCCUCAGUCGUCAUUUCUCGGAGUGUGGUCUUGUCUUCUGUCAGACUUCGUACGAUUUUCUUUACAAGAGAGUUACUGUCUAAACAUUGAGAUGGCUAGAGUCAAGAAAAGAAACCGCUGUCAACUAGUUGCUGUCUGUUUGAUUCUACUUUUUACUCCAGCUGAGCCUCAGUGUGUCAGUGACUGUACGGGAAAAUCCGGUAACUACCCUGACUGCCAGAGCUGCAGCCUGUUCAUAGAGUGCAACCAGGACUACUACUACAGGAAAUCCUGCGAGAGUGGAACUUACUUUGAUGGCGACUCGCAGACAUGCACCGCAUACAUGCCUAUAUACUGCGACCAAGACGGGAACUACGUUGGCGAAGGCGCUGUGGGAUAUCCCAGCUAUACCCCUGAUCCUACAUACGCCACCACACCAACAUCGUACUACGCCACCCCGGCCCCAUACACCACCCCCUCCUCGGAUCAGCUCGACUCCGACCCUUUCGCGGCUCUGGACAGCAUGUUCGAACCCCAACCAGCUAGCCCCAAAAACGACGACCCGUUUUCCGCGCUAGACAACAUGUUCCAGCCCUCUAACGAUGGCGGGAUGUCUCUGAACGACGUCUUCAACACCGCCGCGGAUCCGUACUCCUACGGGUCUCCUAUGGAUUUCGGAAACACAUUCGACGCUUCAGCUGUAGACUACGGCACGCCGGUGACUUACACUACCGCCAACCCCGGGACGACGGCUUUACCUUACUAUCCAACUUACAAAGAGCCGUACGGAUCCACAGCGGCCCCUCCGGCGUAUUCACCACCCCUGAGCAGCGGGGCCAACCCGCCGUACUACUACGAGGUACCCUACGGUACCACAGCAUCGCCGUCAUACUCUCCAAACUACGAAUCUCAGUACGACAACCUGGCCGCCCCGGCGCCCUACUACUCCCCCUCCACCGCAGCGCCGCCGGCGUACACCCAAACCUCUCCGCCCAAAUACAACCCCGUGGCCGCCCCACCGCCUUACUACGCCCCCGCGUCAUACCCCUCCACUGCUGCUCCACCAACAUACGAUAAAAACUACAGCCCAACAUAUGCCCCUCCCACAUACAACGCCCAACCCCCAUCUUACCCUGUACCCUCAAGCCCAAACACUUACAGCCCAUCCCCGAGCCCCGCAACAUACACUGCACCCCAGUACCCCGCGCCCGCUCAGUACACGCCCAGUUCCCCUCCAUCUUACCCAUCAUACGGGACAAAUAACACUGCUGCUACCCAAGAUUACGACGACUGCAGUAAUUCUUGUUCGGGUAAAUCCGAUGGCAACUAUCCAGACUGCACAUUCUGCAACAAAUACUUGGUGUGUAGCAAGGGCGUUGUCAGCAGCUACACGUGCGGGUAUGGACAGUACUACGACGAGAAGGUGGGGGCGUGUCAGCAGGACACACAAUACCAGUGCUACAGUGCUCCAUCGGCAUCGGCGUCACCCACAUACACACAGCAAGUGGGUAGUGAGCCGCACGCUGGUUCAUAUUCAGACAACACAGUGUUCAACUACUGUACCCCAUCGUGUCGGGACCACACCGGGGCCAGCCUACCCUCGGGCCAGUACCUCCACUGUCACGACUGCUCCCUCUACGUCCACUGCUCCAACGGCAUCUACACGGAGACCCGCUGUCCGGCCACCACCAUCUACGAGGGCACCGUGGGAGUCUGUGUGUUCGGAUCCAAGUCGGACUGCAAACAAGUGACUCAGUUCCCUGGCAACACUCAGCCGUCCUACACUGGGCAGGCGUAUGCCACAUACCCGUCCCCAGCCCCACAGUAUACCAGCCCACCAGCCACAUCAUACGCCAACCCACCUUACUCCAGCCCACCAGCCACACCAUACGCCAACCCACCAGCCACACCAUAUGCCAACCCACCAGCCACACCAUAUGCCAACCCACCAGCCACACCAUAUGCCAACCCACCAGCCACACCAUACGCCAACCCACCAGCCACACCAUACGCCAACCCACCAGCCACACCAUACGCCAACCCACCAGCCACACCAUACGCCAACCCACAAGCCACACCAUACGCCAACCCACCAGCCACAUCUUACUCCAACCCUCAAGCUACACCUUACGCCAGCCCAUCUGCGUACGCCAACCCACCAGCCACACCAUACGCCAACCCACCAGCCACAUCUUACUCCAACCCUCAAGCUACACCUUACGCCAGCCCAUCUGCGUACGCCAACCCACCAGCUAAACCAUACGCCAACCCACCAGCCACAUCUUACUCCAACCCUCCAACUACACCUUACGCCAGCCCCUCUGCGUACGCCAACCCACCAGCCACAUCCUACACCAACCCUACAGCCACGUCCUACACCAGCCCACCUGCUUAUGCCAACCCACCAGCCACAUCCUACACCAACCCACCAGCAUAUACCAACCCCACAUAUGCCAACCCACCAGCCACAUCCUACACCAACCCAUCAGCUGCGAACUCCCUGUACGCCAGCGAUCAGUCGCCCAAGUCUCCUUUCACCAACCUAGUGUCCCACCAGUGUAUCACGUCAUGUGUGACCAGCGGGGGCCGGGCGCGGGAGAACGGCAUCUACCCCAUCUGCAACAACUGCCGCUCCUUCAUCAUGUGCGUGUGGGGCUUGACCACCACCCAGGACUGUCCGGCCGGCACGUCCUUCAGCAACAACCUGUUGGUUUGUGACUGGGAUAGGGCCGGCAAGUGCACGGCUAAUGGUUUCCAGUCUCUGCAGGCUCAGAACCCUGGUGAUGGUGUAAUGACAGUUCACCCAACUCUCCUGGAAUCGUGCCAAAGUACCGACGGGCCAGUGGCCGACGGUCAGUACGGCUCAGAGAACUACUGCAACAUGUACAUACGCUGUGAGAGGGGUCAGGCGACCCGGCUGUUCUGUGACAGGGGUCAGCUGUACGCAGAGAACCAGGGCGCCUGUGUGGCAGACAUUGAUGGAAUCUGUGUCCAGUCUUCGGAUGAUUUAGGUCAAGGUUUUGCACCUGUUGUGCCAGAAUCUCAGCCCAGACCAGUCGAGUCGACUCUACCAGUGUUUACGGGAUGCAUCAGGAGCUGUAUAGAGGGAGGUAUUGUACGGCAGAACGGCAGGUACAGCCACUGUGAUUACUGUAACGUCAUACUGGACUGUCAGGGCGGUGCGCAGGCGCAGUACUUCUGUCCGGACCACGAGAUGUACAUGGAGGCCACGGGCAAGUGUGAGAAGGACUUCAAGGGGGAGUGUUACGCCGAGCCCUUCAAGCUGUCGGUGCUAGACUUCUGUGUGGACUCGUGCACCGACGUGGCCGACGGCCGCUACAGCUCCUGCACCUACUGCAACGUCUACGUGGACUGUAUCGGCGGGGUGGAGAAGAUGGGCUUCUGUCAGCAGGGGGAGAAGUAUGGCAGGGUCGAAGGUCAAUGUGUGGUGGAUACUGAUCAUGAGUGCACACCUGAUAGCGGCGAUAUGACAGUCUUCGACCAGUGUGUGGAGGAUGAAACAGCACCUGGCAACUACCAAGACGGCCGGUAUGCCAGUUGUAGCUACUGCAAUGUUUACUUCGAGAGGACCAACAACGUGUGGGAGAGGAGGUUUUGUUCUGACCGGAACAAGUACGUGCAGGCGUCUGGCGCAUGCGUGGAGGACACUACUGGAGAAUGCUUCACUGAAGGCGCGGGCAACAAUACCUUGGCACUUCCACCCUCCCACCCCGAUUGUAUCAAAGACUGUAUGGGUGACGACGGUCCCGUGGCCGACGGCUUCUACUCCCACUGUGAGUACUGCAACGCCAUCCUCACGUGCAUCGGGGGCGUGACCAUGUUCGAGUUCUGUAGCCCGGGGUACGGCUACAACAUGGACAAAGGGAAGUGCGACCUUGACCCUAACCGAAAAUGCGAAGAGCCGCUGAACUUGCCGGAGCCAAUCACGUUUGAUGAGCCGGACAACCAGAUGGUCCUGAUCAAGGCGACACGACCUGGCGUCAACCUACUCACGGCGUGCCUGGACUCCUGUGUGGGACCCAACAACCAGCUGGCACCGGACGGCUACUACAGCUACUGUCCGGAAAAAUCCGGCUACAUCCUGUGCGACAAGGGCCGGACAUUCAUCUACUACUGCAUGGAGGGCGCGACAUACCUGGCGGAGAACGGCACGUGCAUGAUAAGUUCUCUGAGCACUGCCAAGCAUGGACAAUCUGUUCUAAGAGAAGGCGAACUAGGUCACCCCGCCUGCAUCAGCAACUGUUUCUUCUACGACAAAGUGGCGCCCUCUGGCAGGUACCGCCACUGCGAGCACUGCGCCCAGUCUGUCGUCUGCAGCGGUAACCUCAUGCACCGUGAGUCCUGCCCAGUGGGGACACGCUACUACUCACCUGCUGGCACGUGCGAUGAGGACACGAUAGGCCAAUGUUGGCCCAGCACAAACCUCCCCGCCACCUCCGCUGUUCCAUCCAACGCCCUGGUCCUCAACCAACCGGUCGCCAAGUCCGACUUGGUUCGAAUGCUCCAAGACGCCAGGGAGGGCCGGCUGUUCUGGGGCCAGUCCCAACUCACGGACUACAUCCUGGGGCUGCUGCGUGAGAUGGCUAACAGGAUGAUGGUGCCGGUGGAGACACAGGCGCCGCUAAUGGCAGCACCAGCGGUCGACCCCAACGCACCAAUGAUGGGACCUCAACCCCUGUUCGACCCCAACACCAACCAGUACUACUACCCGCCACAGAUGUACCUCCCGCCCCCACCCAGUUACGAGAACCCACAGACGUACCUGCCACCCUACCAGCCCUACCCCACAGACCCGAACAUGGGAUAGAUCCCGCAUUGUGAAGCCAUCUGACCGCAAGCAGGUUGUCCAUUUCAAUCAUGAUCAUCUUUUGUAACUCUUGCCAAUCAAAUA